UGGUUGUCUGCUUGUAUGAACUUGAAAUAGACAGCGGGUCAUUUUUUGUUGCUUCGCCUCCUUUCUCGACACCAUAUUGUCUUGCUUCUUAUUGCUGAUGAUGAGAACGUUAACUUAUUGCGUAUGCGUGCAUGCGAGCCAAGCAUGUCUGUCAUUCACGGUCAGCCUAAAGAAUGCGGGAAUCUUUCCUAUGCUUUACUUCAUUUCAGUAUUAUAGGGAUACCUGUGUUACAUCAAUUGGUAUUUACAUGUAUUUAGCAUUACUGUUUACUUGUGUAAUAAAUACACAUCUAAUAAAUCUUCAUUUCUAUCUUCGGGCCUCCCCCUUUUUUUCCUCUUUUUCUUUCUCGUUUCGUGCCAUUGUUGUUGUUAUUGUUCUUCCGCACAUCUUAGGUACCUUAAAUCAAGGAGCCCCUCGUAUGUAUGAGGUAUACGAGGUCUAGUAUAACCUCGAUAAACCCGGGAACGGGGUAUGGUAUUAUUAAGCUACCCAGACGCUGCUACACCUUGGACCUUGGUGAGAAAAGGUCG
Daldinia vernicosa is the source of this 531-nucleotide messenger RNA. RefSeq lists its product as uncharacterized. Bases 174 to 443 code for a protein of 89 amino acids. The transcript has a single exon. NCBI's taxonomy places the organism in Eukaryota, Fungi, Ascomycota, Sordariomycetes, Xylariales, Hypoxylaceae. The record is from RefSeq and is a predicted model, not a curated record.